AUGUCUAUGAUGGUGUGCCAGCUCGGGCAGAGGUGUGUGAUGGUGGUGGUGCUGCUGACCCUCCUGUCCUGGGUGUCCGUGUGGGCAGAGGAGAAGAUCAUAUUUGACAGACACGCUGUCUACUGGAACAGCUCCAACCCCAAGUUCUGGCACGGAGAGUACAGGGUGGCAGUGAACAUUAACGACUACCUGGACAUCUACUGCCCUUACUACGAGGGCCUUCCGUCCCACGGGCGCAUGGAGCGUUACAUCCUGUUCAUGGUCAACCACGAGGGCUACACUUCCUGCCAGCACAGGAUGCGUGGCUUCAAGCGCUGGGAGUGCAACCGUCCCAGCGGCCCCGACGGGCCCCUGCGCUUCUCGGAGAAGUUCCAGCUCUUCACUCCCUUCUCCCUGGGCUUUGAGUUCAGGCCUGGACACGAGUACUACUACAUCUCGUCUCCUCACCCAAACCACGUGGGGCGAGCAUGUCUAAAGCUGAAGGUGUAUGUCAGACCUCCAGAUGGGUCGGGAUAUGAUUCUCCGGAGCCCUUCCUGACUGACGGAGGUCCGUGCCGGAGGCCAGGGUCCGUGGCCCUGUUAGCUGUUCUGGCCUCUCUGCUCCUGGGAGUCUUCUCCUGGCUGUGACCCCUCUCCCUCUCCUCCUGGAGCUCCCACCCAGGGUCGCUGGGCUGGGCUGGCUGUCCCUCUAAAUCCACCACCCCUCAGGGAAGCCCUCUGUCUCCGUCCCCCCCUCCCCCCUCUCCCACCUCCACCUCUAUACGACCACCAACCACCCCCACUGCCAGCCCCCUCUAUGGCCCAGCCACGGACACCGUCCCCCGGCCUGGCUGAGAGGGUUGGGGCUCCAGCUGUGUGGGAAGCUGCGCUCCAUCCCUGAUCCCUGAAGUCUGGGUGGAACAGCGACUCUCGGCUGAAAAACACAAGGGGAAUGACUCUGCACUCAUAUCAAGGGGUCCUUUUGAUUUGUCUAUUGACUCUUGGCCACUGAUGGGGUAGAUGUAGCCGCGGCUAUGAUUAAAUUUGUCGUUCCAGCGCAAUUCCUAUCAUCCAAUCACGGCAGGAUGCAUUAAGCGAUAGGCCUGGAUGCACAAAAAUUGGAUUUUUCUCACAUUGCUAUCCCAUUGUCAAACCAAGAAUUGGAAGUGGCCAAGCUUGCAUUGUAAUUGGAAUUCUAUACUACCUGGACCAGGUCCAAGUACAGCGAGAACCAGAGCGAACGUGUAGAGAUGGAGAGGAGGAAAGUGACCUGGCCUGCAGAAAAAAGAAAGGGUAGACAAUGUGGGCACAGAUUUAAAUGACGACGGCCAUAUGGGAAAUGUAAUGGAAUAUGUGUUUAGACUCAGUUUACAGCAGUGUGAUAUAAAAAACUAUACACAUUUAAAAUGACAAGUAUAAUCAUAGCCUGUUUCAGAGGGAGGGUGGGGUGUGUGUAGUUCUGGGUGGGUUGGGUGAGGUGUAUAUUUUCAGGUGGGAUGUGUUCUGUCUUAUUCAUGUUUCUAAACAAAGCAUUUAUCACAGCCUGGCUAGCACAGGUGUAUUCAGCACUGACUAAUGUCGAUUGGGUCGGGUGACUUUUGGAACCAUGACUUUUUCAUGUAUGAAUGUACCACUGGUCACCCACCUCUUUGUCUUUCUGUAUUAUUAUGACUGUGGUCACUUACAGUACCUUUGUCUCGGACUGGCUCUGGGGUUUUUUGAGGGAUGGUGUGGGCGGGCAGGAGGAGAGUGAAGCGAAGACAAACAGGUGACAAAAGGAGGCGACACUCAAGUUGCAUGACCACUGUGAAACCUUCAGAUCUCGUUUGUAAUGAUGAUAUAUUUUUUCAUGGGGGAAAAUCAGAAACACCCUGCUACCGCUCUCGUGCUCUCCCUUUUUUCCGACAUCAAAAGAAGGAAUAAUCAACCUCUCUCCUCACACCGUUUCCUCUGUCUGGCUUUCGGUCGUUGAUGGAUUAGCUUGGGCGUGAGAUAAAUGGACCCACAGGGUGAAACUGACUGGAAAUCAGCCCUCAGAGCCCAGGCUAGAUCACAAUGGACAUAAAUACUGACUAAAGCUGGUCCUGGGUCCGAGGGUUAAACCAAUAAGGGAAGCGCAUAGACUGUGGCAAAUGAGGCGAAGUGUGUGUGUUUGUGUGGUAGCAUCACAAAAACGCGCAUGCACACACAUAUACAAGCACACGAACACAGUCUUUGAUAAUGGGACGGUUCCUCUGAGAUUUUUUUGGAGCAUUUAUGGACAUGACUAUAAAGGGAACUGCACAAAGAGAGAGGGAUCGGAGGAGAAAGUGUGUGUGUGUGUCAUGGGACUGAGACUUCUUUAAUGUUGGGAAGUGAACAUAAUGAGUAAGCACUGUGAACACACACAUACAUAAACACUUGACAACCAUUGUACAGAUACACACACAUACAGGCAUUUGUAGAAAAGCACAUGCAGAUCUAGACAUUUACAAAGACAUGGCAUGCACAUACACACACACACACAAACAAGGGGAAGCACUUCCUUCCCUGUUUCAUCUUAUUUUUGUAGCAUUUAAAAUCACUGUUAAUUACUCCUGUGUGGGAUGCAGUGAUGGGGUAUAGCCUGUGGAAGAUUACAAAAAAUGUGUUUUCUCUUCUUCUAUUCCACUGAUGCUGUCCUUCUAUCGUUCUUCUUCUCUGGUUUGUGAUCCAUGGUUGGUAGUGGUAGGAUGCCUCCAGGUCUGAGCGUCAUGUAUGAGUUUGUCUCCUUUUCUGUUUGUGAUGUUUUUGUGGGAGCUGACCUCAGUCAUUAAAGUCAGUCAGUCAAAAGUAAACACAGAAGUCAGAGCGAGGAGAGAAACACACAAAUAAAGAUUGUUUUUUUGUCUACUCGAAA
Molecule: messenger RNA, 2857 nt
Organism: Trematomus bernacchii (emerald rockcod)
Lineage: Eukaryota; Metazoa; Chordata; Actinopteri; Perciformes; Nototheniidae
Gene: efna2a
Product: ephrin-A2a
Exons: 4
Coding region: 1-627 (208 amino acids)
Biological process (GO): axon guidance; osteoclast differentiation; ephrin receptor signaling pathway
Cellular component (GO): plasma membrane
Molecular function (GO): ephrin receptor binding
Source: RefSeq, a predicted model, not a curated record